Molecule: messenger RNA, 1530 nt
Organism: Stylonychia lemnae
Lineage: Eukaryota; Ciliophora; Spirotrichea; Sporadotrichida; Oxytrichidae
Source: the annotation of a GenBank genome assembly
AUGCUAACUCCAAGAUCAGACUAGAAAUCAAUGCAUGAUAAUAGCAUGAUUCAAGGAGAAGCUUAAGAAGUUUAUUUGGAAACUCAUGAAGACAUCCAAGUAAUGCUUGAGGAAAAAGAUAACUAAAUUUUGCAACUAUUAGAGAAGCUCAAGGUUUAUGAAUCAACAGAUAGCAGCAUGGUGUAAUUUAAUCAAAAGAGUAAAGAAGCAUAUGCAAAUUUGAAAAAAAUGAUGUAAAAAAAAUCUGAAGAGUUCAAUAAGAAGACAGAGGAGUAAAAAUCUGAAUUGGCAAAUAAAAACAAGUAAAUCUCAGACUUAGAGUAGUUCAUAAAUGACCUGAGGGGACAAAUAGAUCGCUUUCAUAUUUAAAUGGAUCUAAAAGAUCAAUUAAUAAGAUCUCUUGAAGUCCAAUAAAAAUAAAAAGUAGAUAAAGUGCACGAACUUGAAACUUUAAUCUCAUAGCAUCGAAAUUUAAAGAGUACUUUAGAAGGUAUGUAGUAAUACAAAUAACUCUCCUUAUUAGAUCAUAUUGAUUCCCUAAAAUCACUAAACCAGCAGAUUAAAGAAAGCUUUUUUGAGGUAUCUGACUUUAUGAACGACAUAGUAGCUAGACUCUAGUAAAUAGACCCUCACACUUAAAACGCGAAUCAAAUCAAAUAGUAAAUACAAGAAAUCAAUCUAAUGAUAUAAUAAUAGUCCGAGGAGCUUGUAAACAAGCAAUAAUAAGAAAAAGAAUAAUUAAAAAUAUAUGAAAAUUAGAUGAUAAUAGAAUUGAAAUAGCAGAAAAUUGAAUAAGAAACAAAAGUAUAGCAAUUGCAGGAGCACAUUCAGGAAUUAAAAAAUGAAAUGUUCAAUAAAGAUGAGAAACUGCUCAUGCUCUAAAAGCAAUCACAAAGACUUGAAGAUGAUAAGGAUACUUUAAAAUAGAUGCUUAAUAAGAUUAAUAAUGAAGUAAAAGAAUUCAAUGAAAAAUACAACUUGCUGCUAGGAGAUUUUGAAAAAUUGAAAAAAGAAAAUAAUCAGUUGAGACGUUAGCAAGUGAGUAUCUUGAAUUUGGAUAAGGAAAUCAAUUUAACAAAUUAAAAUCCAGUAAGCAGCAAAGAUAACGACUUAUUUACAAAUUCAUUUAUCGGAUAAAACUAACAAUAAUUAUAAAGUGCGAAUGCUAAAAGCUAUUAGACUCCUCCAACUAAAGAUUUAUUAAGGAUACCAAAAGGCAACUAAAAUCCUUAUUAAGACUCAUCUAUUCUGAAACCAAUAAAAGUGAAUUCAAAUGACAAGCAAUAAAAAAUAGGAUAGUAGACUUAGUAAUUUCAAUUGGAAUAUAAUGAAUCAGAUAAGCAGAUACGUGAUUAACUAAAUAAAGAUAUGGCAGUAUUUAACAUUAUGCUAUUUUCUAUUACCUUCAUUAUAACAAUACUUGUACUCCUUAACACAUUCAAUGAAGCUUAAAGUUUACCAGGUCUUAAUUUAAUUACCAGAUUGUUUGGAAUAAAAACAACUACUAACUCAGUUAUUUUUGAUAAUUGA